Molecule: messenger RNA, 436 nt
Organism: Spodoptera littoralis (African cotton leafworm)
Lineage: Eukaryota; Metazoa; Arthropoda; Insecta; Lepidoptera; Noctuidae
Source: the annotation of a GenBank genome assembly
CGUUCAGGACUCGUCCUACCACCAACACAUCCUUACUUGAAUUUUAUCAAAAAAACACCACUACAAAAAUGAUGAAAAUUACGUUAUUCGCUCUGGCCGCCCUUGCCGUAGCCUGCGCUCAGGAGGCAGCGGCCCCCGUUGCAGCUGCAGCCCCCGCUGUAGAGAUUGUCAAGCAAGUUGACGAUGUUGAUGUUGACAAAUACAACUUUGAGUUUGAGACCAGUGAUGGUACUUCAAGGCAGGAGACUGGCGAGUACAAGAACGACACUGAACAGCAGGGUCUGGUCGUGAGGGGAAGCUACAAGUACGUCGCUCCCGACGGCCAGCACAUCGCCGUCACUUACCUCGCUGACAAGAACGGCUACCAGCCCUCUGAAGAAUCUGGUGACAAGGCCCAAGCACCCGCUGCCUCCGCCCCCCAAGCUUAAACUCACAA